AACUGCGUCUCCUGGUUCAUUCCGUCGAGAUGUAGAAGCAGUGUUGUGCCUACUGUUUUUGAGUGACUCGAUGAACGUUAGCGGCGUGAAAUAUCUCUGGUGCGUGAUAUCGUCUUGUGUGACGGCUUUGUGACACUCGGACGAGCGCCACCGCCGCCUGAAUAGCUCAACAGCCCGAGGCCGAUCGCAAACCUGGUCUGUGCGAAAAUGCCCCAAUCGUUGGAUCAGUAUUUAUCUUCUCUGCUCGCAAAGUACCAUUAUCCUGACCAGGCCAAGAAGGACAUCACCAAUGUGCUCCAGCACUAUCGGAACCUCUCGCCAACUACCUCACAGUUUGUGUUCAACGACGGCAUGAAAAAGGAGCUCUUCUGCCUGGACGGCACCAUCCCAGUGAACUACAAAGGCACGACGUACAACAUCCCAGUGUGCAUCUGGCUGUUGGACACGCACCCGUACAACUCGCCCAUGUGCUAUGUGAAACCCACCAGCUACAUGCAGAUCAAGGUGUCCCGGCACGUGGACCAGACAGGUCGUGUCUUCCUGCCCUACCUGCACGAGUGGAGCCCGAGCUCGUCUGACCUGCUGGGCCUGAUCCAGGUGAUGAUCAUCACAUUUGGGGAGACACCACCGGUCUUUUCGAAACCGCAGGAGGACGGCUCACCUGCUUACCCUGGAGCCAGGAACACCGGUGCAGCAGGAGGCUUCUUCCGUCCCGCAGCGGGGGUGAUGCCACCAGCCAUGGGGGGCCAGCCUCCAUAUCCGACGGCUGCAACGGCCAUGCCACCAUAUCCGCCAGGGGGAGCCACGGGCAUGCCCACACCGUGGACACCGUAUCCUGCGGCCAGUGGCACUGCGUCAGCCUCGGCCAACCCCGGGAGUGGAGGAGGCAUGCCCCCGUACCCGGUCUUCCCCUCGGUGGCGUCUGCGGCGUACCCGCCAUAUCCGACGUCCGGCCCCACCACGGCCAACACGGGCUACCCUUACCCACCGGCCAGCACUACGAGCACACCAGCCAGUGCAGCGGGUGCCUCCCAGACGGGCACCAUCACCCAGGAGCACAUCCGGGCCUCUCUGCUCACGGCCGUCGAGGAGAAAGUCAAGGCUCGUCUCAAGGAGGCCCUCUCGGGAGCCCAGGCGGAGAUGGACGUCCUAAAACGCACCCACGACGAGCUGACACAGGGAAAGACCAAGCUGGAUGACAUGAUCAGCCGCAUGGACAGGGAACAGGCGGAGCUGGAGGCAAACCUGCAGAACCUGCGUGAGCGCAACGAAGAGCUGAAGGAGCUCAUACGCAAGGUUGAGAAUCAAGGAAGCAUCAACGUUGACGAGGCAGUCGUCACUACCGCGCCGCUCUACAAGCAGCUGGUCAAUGCCUUUGCUGAGGAGAAUGCUACGGAGGAUGCAAUCUACUAUUUGGGCGAGGCACUUCGCAAGGGGGUCAUCGACCUCGAUGUGUUCCUGAAGCAUGUUCGAGAGCUGUCGAGGAAGCAGUUUCUGCUGCGAGCCCUGAUGCAGAAGUGCCGAGAAAAGGCCCAACUCCCAUAGUCAAGAAAUGGCCCGACCAACUCACAGCUUGAAGGCAUCAGAGCCUGGAGCCCCUGCCGCACCAAGAUGUCUGCGGAUGGGACAGCAUCGCAAGCAACGUCAUCAAGCCAGUGUGGACUAUAUAGUUUAUUCAUGCAGAGAGCGCGACAGGAGGAGUCUGGUGCUAGUGGCUGCCAACCACAAUGCUCGCCAUCGUGGAAUUGAUGGGCAGAGCAUGAAUUUCCCUAAACUUCAACCAUGAGGUUUGAAAUGACUUUGUGGUCUCUUGCGUUGCUUCUGAAGCUUCUUUGUUUUUUGUCACAGAUUGGCCAGAUGGCUACAUAUUCUUACUUAACCUGAAGCUCCAUCAGUGUGUGGAUUCGAAAAGACAGUGGACAAAUAUUGUUGUUUGAAAUAUGAGAAAUAAGUGCAUGUUAUGAGUCUCAUUCGCUAAGCCAAAUCAUGGUUUUCCAACUACAUAUAUGAAAGCAUCGCAAGUUCGCUUAGCAUGGGAAUCGUAAUGACACCAAUCAUCAACUUUAAAAACAAUCUUAUUAAAACACUUUGUUGAGUGAGUUGGUUUAUGUCGUGAUAAAAAAAAACCGUAGCACAAAAGGAACAAGGACAACACUAGAAUAGGGCCAGUAGUGGGUCCUCGUGUCAUGUUUGAUAUGUUUUUCUGUCUCAAAACAGUGUUAGCCUAGCACCUUAAGCCACGAAGAACAGUAAAAGAAGUUACAAUACCCUCCACGUGUCCAGACCAAAUCAUUCUACCUAUGGAGGCUUAAUGACUGCAGUGCCAUAUUUCCGUCUGGUAAUCUUAGUACAUGGCAGUGGAUGAGCCAAGAAUAUGUCGCCUGAUCUUCUUUGAAACCUUUUUGCUGUGUACGAGUGCCACCAAUCGAUUUUGUAAGAAGACUCUGGCAUCUUUACAAGUAUUGACUCUUGUUUUUAUUUCGCAGUGUUGAAGUUUUUUUGUUUAGCCUUAGUUUUAUCAUAGUCCUUGCUGCUGAAGUGAUUACAACGCGAGCAUUACAAGCCUCAUUGAUCGAAAUCCGGUGCCGCUGUAUAUGGCAUCAUUAUAAAGGCAUGACAUGGAUAGCUUGUCUUCAGUAUGGUUUGUCUUCAGUGUGGAGUAAUAAAGCUUCCUUGAAUUUAAA
Messenger RNA from Rhipicephalus sanguineus (brown dog tick), 2684 nucleotides. RefSeq names its product tumor susceptibility gene 101 protein (gene TSG101). The coding region runs from base 208 to 1545 and encodes 445 amino acids. Gene Ontology annotation, biological process: protein modification process; protein transport; endosome to lysosome transport. NCBI's taxonomy places the organism in Eukaryota, Metazoa, Arthropoda, Arachnida, Ixodida, Ixodidae. The transcript has 12 exons. Gene Ontology annotation, cellular component: ESCRT I complex. Gene Ontology annotation, molecular function: ubiquitin binding. The record is from RefSeq and is a predicted model, not a curated record.